Messenger RNA from Dujonia railenensis, 894 nucleotides. The record is from the annotation of a GenBank genome assembly. Lineage: Eukaryota; Fungi; Ascomycota; Pichiomycetes; Serinales; Debaryomycetaceae.
AUGACAGAAUUAGACGCCUCUUCUUCGCAGACUCCCAAAAAGACCACUUUUGGCUUACCUCGCCCUAAGGCCGCCUACUACCCACAUCCUGGCUCUCCACUUUACGCUGAUAAGGAAUUGUACACUGGAAUUUCAAAGGCCCCAAAGACCCACGUAAAAACUUACAGAUGUGAGCCUAGAUCGGGAAUUGCAGUUAAAAUUCCUGCUAGAUCCGUCUUCAGAAUUACUACCCCGGAAGGUCCACAAGUUUGUGAUUUAAACAUUUGGAAUGCACACAACCCAAGAGAAAGAUUCUGGGCUGCUAGAACAAGACAGAUGCACUCAGCACAUGUCUCCACAUUUGAUCGUUUAUGGUCCAACUUACCAUACUUAAGACCGUUGGUAACCAUCACCGACGACACUUUACUGGCCCGCCACGAUGAAUGGGGUGGAAGAGUGCACGAUACCUUGGGUACUAGGUGUGAUCCAUACGUAGACAAGCUCCUCUCUGGAGAAGACAACGACUUACAUUGUCAUCUGAAUUUAACUCGUGCUGUUUUACCUUACGGAUUGACUGAGUUUGACGUCCAUGAUGUCUUAAAUGUUUUCCAAGUCACCGGAUUAAAUGAAUACGAUCAGUACUUUAUGGAAACUUGCCCUGCUACCAAGUCCGACUACUUUGAAUUGUUUGCAGAACAAGAUCUUUUGGUGGCCAUCAGUGCUUGUCCAGGUGGAGAUUUGUCUCAAUGGGGAUGGGGAGAAUCUGAAGGAGACGAGCUGAAGAUGAUUGACUGCUGCAGACCAUUGGAAAUUGAGGUUUACUCGUUGGAUGAUGAAGAAUCCGCUUUAAAGGGCUGGGAAGCACCAAAGGUUGUUGAUUACAAGGGUAACCAUGGUUUAAAGGGACCACAAUAG